AGGUUAUCACUUAUCAGCACGAAUUAAGAUAUCUUAAUUCGUGCUUAUCAGUUAUCACUAAUAUAAUUUAAAAUUUCUCAACAAAUCCAUUAAAAUGAAAAAAUUAAUUUAGCCAUGGUCGAUAUUACAUAUUACCUACAUUAUGAUAGUGAAUAUUGAAUAAUGUCACAAAUAUUAAAAUAUGGUGGUUGCCGGUUGGAUACUUGGUAUUUGGAUUUGCAAACUAAAUAAUUUUUCAUCUUAUUAGUUUCUUACUGUUCUUUUAUUUGUAUAAUUUUAAUCAAAAUGUAUACAAAUCACUACACUCCUCAGUAUUCGCAAUACAAUCAACAAUAUCAGCAAUAUUCAUCUAAUUACUAUCAAAUGUAUAAUAAUUAUAACCAACAACCAGCUUAUAACACUCCACCACCAACGCAGCAAACAGCUGCAACAUUUAUAAGCCCAAACGUGCCUGUCCAACAGCCACAAGCAUCAACUCCUGGACAAAAUGUUUCAAGUAUAUGGAUGGGAAGUCUGGAACCUUAUAUGACUGAGAGUUUCAUCACUGGUGCAUUUCAAAAGAUGGGAGAAUAUCCUAAAAAUGUUAAGUUGAUGCGCAAUAAAAACACUGGUGAAACUGCUGGCUAUGCAUUUGUUGACUUCUAUGAUCCAGUAUCUGUUAUGCAUAAACUGAAUGGAAAAUAUAUACCCGGUACUAAUCCACCUGUUAGAUUUAAACUCAAUCAUGCUGGCAAUCCUGGAAAAAUUACUACAAGUGAUAGAGAUUUUUCUGUGUGGUUAGGUGAACUUAGCUCAGAUGUAGAUGACUAUCAGUUAUAUAAAACAUUUGCUUGUCGCUAUCAAUCUAUAUGUACAGCCAAAGUGGUCUUGGACAGUGCUGGUUACAGUAAAGGAUAUGGUUUUAUUCGUUUUGGCAGUGAAGAAGAGCAAAAACACUGUCUUAAUAAUAUGAAUGGUUUUCCAGGCCUUGGUUCCAAACCCAUAAAGGUUAGCAGUGUCAUACCAAAAUCAGAACGUCAUAUUGUUGUUGCUUCAAAUGACUCUCAAGGAUACAAGGCUAGUCAAGAUUAUGGACAAUAUUUUGAAACUAAUUAUUGGCAACGAUACUCAAUGUGGAAUCAACCUCAAAGUCAGAAAUAUGUGCUUAAGCCAGAACCAACAAUUCAAACUCCAGCUGUUAAAACUAAUGGCAAUUUAACUCUAGUUGAUUACAAAAAGUCAAUUGACAUAGAUGCAUUAAACAAAGACCUGGUCUCACAAGAUUACAAUUUAUGGGAUGCACUUGAAAGUUCUAAAUGGCUACCACUCGACACUAUAGAAGUUAUUUAAAUAUAUUUUGUUGAGGUUUUCUUCGAAUCCACAUUUCUUGUAUGUACAUAACAUAAUAAUUAUAUUAAAAUAAUCUUUUUUUAUUCUUUUUAU
This is a messenger RNA of Metopolophium dirhodum (rose-grain aphid), 1422 nucleotides long. Its product is annotated as tRNA selenocysteine 1-associated protein 1-like. Lineage: Eukaryota; Metazoa; Arthropoda; Insecta; Hemiptera; Aphididae. The record is from RefSeq and is a predicted model, not a curated record. Gene Ontology annotation, molecular function: RNA binding. The transcript is spliced from 6 exons. Bases 286 to 1329 code for a protein of 347 amino acids.